Rhagoletis pomonella (apple maggot) is the source of this 1568-nucleotide messenger RNA. RefSeq names its product probable serine hydrolase. The record is from RefSeq and is a predicted model, not a curated record. Bases 407 to 1453 code for a protein of 348 amino acids. The transcript has 2 exons. NCBI's taxonomy places the organism in Eukaryota, Metazoa, Arthropoda, Insecta, Diptera, Tephritidae.
ACGAAAAGUGUGCAGAUAGCCUAAGUAAAUAAAAAAGUUUAUUCCAAACGUUCAGCUGUUGGGCAUAGUAACCAUGAACGCAUAUAUGUCACCUUCUGGUAGAAUUUUUGAGCCACAAACUAUAAGUCCUCGUAUACCUGAAGAACAGAACCAUCGAUGUUUAGAAAAAAUGCAAAAACAUCGAUGCAUCGAUAGUGCCACGAUGUUUUUCCCAGUUCUAAUGGGAAUCGCACGCUGGUCGCAACUGUUCCUCGCUGAUCUUUCUGUGCUGCCAAGUCAUGAAACGAGCUUAUCUUAUUAUCUAUGGAUAAUAUCGAUAAUAAUAUCCAUGAUGGUACUUUGAGAAUUUGGAUUUCGCAGGGAUCAUAUAUGUAAUUAUAAAUUGUAAAUAAACAAGUAGGACAGAAUGUUAAAUAAAGUUAAUACAUUGAUUAUGCUUAAGAAAGCGCGUACGUUUAGUACUCUAUUUGGUAGUAAAUCCUAUUUUAUACCAGCGCUGUUGGCAAAAAGGCAAAGUUCAUCGUCACACUCCACUUUAAAAGAGGGAAAUCCCCCAAGGCAUUUUGAAGAAAUUGCAAUUCCAGUACCGUGGGGUCAUCUUUCUGGAAAAUGGUAUGGACCUACAAAUGUUCGGCCAAUAAUUGGUUUACACGGUUGGCUGGAUAAUGCGGGUACUUUCGAUACAUUAGCGCCGCUGUUACCUCAGCAUAUUGGUUUUCUGUGUUUGGAUUUACCCGGCCAUGGUCGUUCUUCAUGGCUUCCUUUCGGCAUGUCUUACCACUCUAUUGAUUACGUAACCUUACUGUUGCGAGUUAUGAAUUUUUAUGGAUGGGAAAAAAUAUCCAUGAUAUGCCAUUCUAUGAGUUCGAUAAAUGGAUUCGUUUUUAGCGCAUUGUUUCCGGAAAAAACUGACAUCAUGGUUGGUUUGGAUAAUCUUAAAACAAUAACGCGAAGCGGUGCCCAAAUUGUGGAUACGUACAAAAAAAACUUGCAAGAUUUAAUGGUUUACGAAAACCGCGCAAGCGAUUCGUAUCCGCCUUGUUAUAAGUGGCAUGAAUUGGUGGACCGUUUACACCAUGGCACAAACAAAUCUGUGUGUAGGGAAAAGUGCAAAUAUUUAUUGAAUCGCGCAGUGCAACCUUCUGAGCAUGAGCCAAAAAAGUAUUACUUUUCAAGAGAUAAUCGAUUGAAAAAGGCGUUUUUCUAUGGUUUUAGUAAUGAUGUACCUAUAGAUAUGGCCCGGAGAAUAACCUCUCCUUACCUGUUCAUCAAAGCGUUAAAUUCUACGUAUUACGAGCCUCGAAAGUAUUUUGAUGAGACCUUGGAUAUCAUGCAGAAAAACCCUGCUUUUGAGUACCACGAGGUUACAGGAACUCAUCAUGUUCAUUUAAAUGAACCCGAAAAAGUGGCUCCAAUUAUAAAUUCCUUCAUCAACAAAUGGAGACCUACAUAGGCAGUCACAGAGACUACAUACUUGCUAUGAGCUACUGUUGUGAAGGUGUAAGAUGUCGUGACAGCAUAUGCUAAAUCAAAAGAAUUUCAUUUGAAAGAAAAAUUAAAAAUUUAUU